Messenger RNA from Mus musculus (house mouse), 1956 nucleotides. RefSeq names its product CD37 antigen (gene Cd37). NCBI's taxonomy places the organism in Eukaryota, Metazoa, Chordata, Mammalia, Rodentia, Muridae. Bases 259 to 1449 code for a protein of 396 amino acids. Gene Ontology annotation, cellular component: immunological synapse; plasma membrane; membrane. The transcript is spliced from 9 exons. The record is from RefSeq and is a predicted model, not a curated record.
AAGAGAGAGACCCAGGGAAAGAGACACACAGGACAGAGACCGCAAAGGCCCAGAGAGACAGAGACAGAGAGGCAGAGACAGCGCGGUGGCUCGAGGCUAAUGGGUGCUAAGCAGAAGAUCACAGGGUGCAGGGGGCGGAGCCAGUAGCCAGUGAGGUCAGAGUGUCUGUGAGGUUGAACUCUGCAGAAACAACCUUGAAGUCCCAGGACCCACGUGAGUGGAAGUCCAUCAGAAGCCCCUGUGCGCCCUGCCUGAGCUAUGGACACCUGCGAGGAACCCAUUGUGUCCCUGGCACCCACAUAUUCCAAGGACCCUCAGGCGAAGAUGUCCGCCCAAGAGAGUUGCCUCAGCCUCAUCAAGUACUUCCUCUUCGUUUUCAACCUCUUCUUCUUUGUACUAGGCGGCCUGAUUUUCUGCUUCGGCACCUGGAUCCUCAUUGACAAGACCAGCUUCGUGUCCUUUGUGGGUUUGUCCUUCGUGCCACUGCAGACUUGGUCCAAGGUCCUGGCUGUCUCAGGUGUCCUCACCAUGGCCCUGGCUCUCCUGGGCUGUGUGGGGGCUCUAAAGGAGCUGCGCUGUCUCCUGGGCCUGUAUUUUGGAAUGCUGCUGCUCCUGUUUGCCACACAGAUUACCCUGGGCAUCCUCAUUUCCACUCAGCGGGUCCGGCUGGAGCGAAGGGUGCAGGAAUUGGUGUUGAGGACGAUCCAGAGCUACCGCACGAAUCCGGAUGAGACAGCAGCCGAGGAGAGUUGGGACUAUGCACAGUUCCAGCUGCGCUGCUGCGGCUGGCAAUCUCCGCGGGACUGGAACAAGGCCCAGAUGCUGAAAGCGAACGAGUCUGAGGAGCCCUUUGUGCCCUGCUCCUGCUACAACUCCACGGCGACCAAUGACUCCACCGUCUUUGAUAAGCUCUUUUUCUCCCAGCUAAGCCGGUUGGGGCCGCGGGCGAAGCUGAGGCAGACUGCUGACAUAUGUGCACUCCCUGCAAAAGCUCACAUCUACCGUGAGGGCUGCGCGCAGAGCCUCCAGAAGUGGCUGCACAACAAUAUCAUCUCCAUAGUGGGAAUCUGUCUGGGAGUCGGUCUUCUUGAGGUGAGCGGGAUGGCGCUGUGUCUGCAGCUACAGCGCCGAGCUCUCGCUAGAGAGCACGUGCUGCCGCUGUCAGGAGCCGAGGGUUCGAACCCUACCCCAGGGCUGAACUCUGAAGGCAGCAGCGGGCGCUGGGGCGGUCUAAGCAGCGGCAGCGGACGCAGCAGCACCCCGUGGGGCAGCUGGGGCAUGGCGGGUGCCUGCCCGACAUGGGGGGCCAAGGCUCCACAAGGCAAGCUACCCAUGGCGCUGGGGCCCUGGUCCUUGUGGGAUGCAGAGGAGGAGCCACUUGAGACCGAGAGUGUGGGUGCUGAGGAGGUCGAGGCACAGACGGAGGCUGUUGCGGAGCCUCCAGAAUAAAGGACCCUAGCUAGGCUUGCCUUGAGCUUUCUCUUUUGCAGACUGCUGCUGAGCUUUCGCUCUCAACGCUGCCAAUCACGCACAGAUGUUAUGUAUGCCCAUUCUUUGCCUCUCCCUUUGAGUACCACCCUUUCUCCAACCCUGAAGUAUCUCCUUUUUUCCCAGCUCGGCUUCAUGACGCUCUCAAUAUUCCUGUGUAGAAAUCUGGAUCACGUCUAUGACCGGCUGGCCCGGUACCGCUAGGCCCCAGCCCACCCAUCGGCACCCACGCACCUCCAUGCAGUCAGGAAAUGUUUCCUUCCUGGUUGGUCACAGGCUUGGAGCCCAUGCCUCAGGCCUCAUCCCCUGGGGACCCAGCUGUCUGCCCUAUCGACAGCCUUCACUUUCCCCACAUGGCCAGGGACUUUUGUGCCCAGCUUCCUUCCCUUCCUGGCUCCCUCCUCCCCACACCAUCUGUCUGCCACCUCCCACAUGACACCUCAAAUAAAUCCCCUUUGGGUUUUUGGC